AUGAAGACAACCAAAUUCCCUGGCCGACGGCCGCCGCCAAUGUUUCUACUCACUCUCUCUUUCCUAUUUUCCUCCUCCGCAACUGCCACGGCCACAACCCUCACAGAUCAAGACCUUGAAACGGCGAUCCAAGUCCUCAAGAUUCACAAGUACAACUUGUUCGGCAACGCCAUCGCAACCUCCGACCUCCGCUACCGCCUCCUCUCCGGCGAUUCCUUCACCCUCUUCGCUCCCCCUGACUCUGACCUCUUCAGCCUAGACAUGUCCUCCGUCGCCGACGACUACGUCCGAACUCUCCGUCUCCACGUCCUGCCGCGCCGGCUCUCCCUCGCCGAUCUCCGCCGCCUGUCUCCCGGCUCCCGCAUCGAGUCUCUCCUUUAUCGACAUCACCUCACGAUCUCCAACCACCGCGUCUCCAUUAACGGAACCAUCUCGAAAUACGUCGCAGUCGACGGCGUCCGCAUCUCCGUUCCGAAUCUUUACCUUUCGCUCGACAUCGCCAUUCAUGGACUGGACGGGAUUCUUUCUGCCGAUUACGGAUCUACAAAGAAUCUUACUGGCGAUGUAGGGCAUUCAUCGCCGACAUCUUGGUCCAACGAAUGUUCACGGCCGGAAUUUGAGUCCGCAUCAAAUCCGCCGCCGGAGGGAACUGAAACGGCUAAGACUGCUGAGAAAUUGAGUUCCGGAAAAUGCGAAGAGCAUCAGAGGCGGAAGAAAGAGAAUAAGCGGGAAGUGAGCGAUCGCCGGCACCGCGACAAGCAUGAUGAAAUCAAACACGGGAAUUUUAUGAAGUACAAUCAUCAUGUUCCUUUGUAA
Molecule: messenger RNA, 816 nt
Organism: Malania oleifera
Lineage: Eukaryota; Viridiplantae; Streptophyta; Magnoliopsida; Santalales; Ximeniaceae
Product: fasciclin-like arabinogalactan protein 19
Exons: 1
Coding region: 1-816 (271 amino acids)
Source: RefSeq, a predicted model, not a curated record